Emys orbicularis (European pond turtle) is the source of this 1679-nucleotide messenger RNA. It is a transcript of the gene MLLT1, whose product is annotated as MLLT1 super elongation complex subunit. The transcript has 12 exons. Gene Ontology annotation, cellular component: transcription elongation factor complex. Gene Ontology annotation, molecular function: chromatin binding. Gene Ontology annotation, biological process: positive regulation of DNA-templated transcription. The record is from RefSeq and is a predicted model, not a curated record. Lineage: Eukaryota; Metazoa; Chordata; Testudines; Emydidae. The coding region runs from base 15 to 1679 and encodes 554 amino acids.
CAGCGGGCCCAGCCAUGGACAAUCAGUGCACGGUGCAAGUGAAGCUGGAGCUGGGGCACCGAGCCCAACUCCGGAAAAAGCCCACCACCGAAGGGUUUACUCAUGACUGGAUGGUAUUUGUCCGAGGCCCAGAACAAUGCGACAUCCAGCACUUUGUGGAGAAGGUGGUCUUUCGGCUACAUGAGAGCUUCCCUAAACCCAAACGUGUGUGCAAGGAGCCUCCUUACAAAGUGGAGGAGUCCGGCUAUGCUGGUUUCAUUAUGCCCAUUGAAGUAUACUUCAAAAAUAAGGAGGAACCGAAGAAAGUUUGCUUCACAUAUGACCUUUUCCUGAAUCUGGAGGGAAACCCACCCGUGAACCAUCUUCGCUGCGAGAAACUGACAUUCAACAACCCCACCAAGGAAUUCAGACACAAACUUAUUAAGGCUGGAGGGGUGAUGGUAAUGCCAGAAGGAGCAGAAACGGUGUCCAGGCCAAGUCCUGACUACCCUAUGUUACCCACAAUACCGCUCUCUGCCUUCUCUGAUCCCAAGAAGACCAAACCAUCCCAUGGGUCAAAGGAUGCAAACAAGGACAGUAGUAAAGCAUCCAAACCACACAAAGUAACCAAGGAGCAUAGAGAGAGGCCAAGGAAAGACUCUGAGAGCAAAAACUCCUCCAAAGACCUCGAACGAGAACAAAGCAAGCCUUUGAAAGAUUCCUCCAGAAAACCAGCUGAGAACAAACUGCCUAAGGAUGAGAAAGCACCUCCUAAAGCUGCUUUCAAGGAACCAAAACUGGCCCUGAAGGAGACCAAACUGGAGAACACUUCUCCAAAAGGUGGACCACAGCUGGAGCCAAAAUCUUCUAGCAAGAGGCCCUCCAAUGUGGAGUCACCAAAGCCUAGCGCCAAAAAGCAAAAAAAGAGCAGCUCCAAAGGGGUGAAGAACAUCCCAGGAACUUCUCCCCGAACCGCGUCUUCCUCAUAUCCAGAGAAGAAACAAACCAAGGAGAAGAUGAAUGCCAAAGUGGAGAAAGUAAAAUCUGAAAGUGAAGCCAAGGAGAUCAAAAAACCCGUGGAGAUGGAGGAGUCAAAUUCAGAGGAUGAAACUUCUUUUAAAUCAGAGUCUGUCCACUCCAGUCCUUCCAACUCCAGUUCCAGCUCAGACUCCAGUUCUGACUCGGAUUUUGAACCAUCUCAGAAACACAGUCAAGGCCCACUGCGCUCCAUGGUAGAGGAUCUACAGUCGGAGGAAUCGGACGAUGAUGACACCUCUUCUGAGGAAGAGGCAGCAGUCAAAGCUAACCCAGUCAGCCGGGAUUCCAGAUUGAGUCUUAGCGACAGUGACAGUGACAACAGCGCGGACUCCUGCCUGCCAAGUCGAGAACCCCCUCCCAGUCAGAAACUACCCCCAACUAAUAAUAAGGCCUCUGGAAGAAAGAGUCCAGAAUCUUGCAACAAGCCAGAAAAGAUCCUGAAGAAGGGAACAUAUGACAAGGCCUACACGGAUGAAUUGGUGGAGCUUCACAGACGGCUAAUGGCGCUGCGGGAACGCAAUGUACUACAGCAGAUUGUCAAUCUCAUUGAGGAAACUGGGCAUUUUAACGUUACCAACACAACCUUUGACUUUGACCUUUUCUCCUUGGAUGAAACAACCGUCCGUAAGCUGCAGAGUUAUUUGGAAGCCGUGGCAACAUGA